This is a messenger RNA of Danio aesculapii, 4626 nucleotides long. It is a transcript of the gene bcl2l1, whose product is annotated as BCL2 like 1. NCBI's taxonomy places the organism in Eukaryota, Metazoa, Chordata, Actinopteri, Cypriniformes, Danionidae. The transcript has 3 exons. The record is from RefSeq and is a predicted model, not a curated record. Gene Ontology annotation, biological process: extrinsic apoptotic signaling pathway in absence of ligand; negative regulation of intrinsic apoptotic signaling pathway; intrinsic apoptotic signaling pathway in response to DNA damage. Gene Ontology annotation, cellular component: mitochondrial outer membrane. Bases 299 to 1015 code for a protein of 238 amino acids. Gene Ontology annotation, molecular function: protein homodimerization activity; protein heterodimerization activity.
CUUAAAGAGAAAUAUCUAGCACUUACUCGUUUUUUCCCAACAUACAGUAUUACUUUUGAUCUGCCGCGCUUUCUAUUUGAUUUUCUCGCUUAAUCUGUAACUAUCCUAAAUUUCCGAGGGGUUGUUUGCUUGGUUGACUAAUCUACGAGAAGAGUAAGCAGAUUGUGUUAUGGGUAUGAGCCAUUGCACCAUCCCUGAGCGUCGGCAGAAGCCUGAGCAGGACGCAAGGGUGUGCUCUGUGUUCUGAGAACCAGCUAGUGGAUAUCUAGACAUCGGAGAACGAGCAACGACCAGAAUUAUGUCUUACUAUAACCGAGAACUGGUGGUAUUUUUUAUCAAAUAUAAACUCUCGCAGAGGAACUACCCCUGCAACCACAUUGGACUUACAGAAGACACAAAUCGGACUGAUGGGGCUGAAGAGAAUGGCGAGGGGGCAGCAGGAACGACAACCCUUGUUAAUGGCACCAUGAACAGAACGAACGCUAGUUCCACUGGGACCCCACCACAGUCUCCUGCUUCAUCCCCCCAGCGUCAGACAAAUGGGUCUGGGGGUCUAGACGCAGUGAAGGAGGCGCUCCGUGACUCUGCCAACGAGUUUGAGCUGCGCUAUUCCAGAGCAUUCAACGAUCUCUCCUCACAGCUCCACAUCACACCCGCCACAGCGUACCAGAGCUUUGAGAGCGUGAUGGAUGAGGUGUUCCGCGACGGUGUCAACUGGGGCCGAAUCGUGGGGCUGUUCGCAUUCGGAGGGGCUCUGUGCGUCGAGUGUGUGGAGAAGGAGAUGAGUCCGCUAGUGGGACGCAUCGCAGAAUGGAUGACUGUCUACCUAGACAACCAUAUUCAGCCCUGGAUCCAAAGCCAAGGAGGAUGGGAACGCUUUGCAGAGAUCUUUGGAAAAGAUGCAGCGGCGGAAAGCAGAAAAUCUCAAGAAAGCUUCAAGAAAUGGUUGUUUGCAGGAAUGACCUUGCUCACGGGUGUCGUCGUUGGGGGACUCAUUGCGCAGAAACGCCUGUGAAGAUGAGGAUAACUGAAGAUCCAAAUACACCCAUGGCUUCAUUUAGACCUCCAGCAAACAUGAAGGAACUUAAAAUACUUUUGUUUCACAUUUGUUUCCCUUUUUAUUGCCAAGAAAUUUCAUGUUUACAUUCCACAUCCCACCGUGUGCUGUUGACUGAGUGGAGCGCACCCGUGAUGUCCCAUCACAUGACCCAGACUGCAUGAGGAUGAUUGGCUUUUAGCUGACUAAGAAAAAGCAAAGUCAUGUUUCCUUUAUAGCCUGUAUAACGAAAUGAGAAAAAUGACUCAAUCAGUCAAAGAAAAACAGGACUAAUACCAUAGUCCUGUCUUUAAGAUUUUUUGUUUGUUUGUUUUAAUAUAAAUGAUUAUUUUCAGCGUUAUCAUCAGUCCUUUUAAGUAUCUUUAUUAUUCUCUUAUUUUCAGAGACUGGCAAAAACUGACAAGGACACAAACAUUUUAUCUUUAAAUCUAAUUUAAGCUAAUUUUGAGUCUCGAGGUAAUGACCUAAUGAUAGAGAAGAAGUUGCAGCAUCUGAACUGAAUUUGAAAUAUUCAGUCAUUACAUCAGCACUGACAUUUCUGAGGAAUGUUGUUGCUGUCUGGAGUGCCAGAUAUCAGCUCGAGAGCAGAGAGGCACCUUACCGUCCUGGCACUACACUGAAGCGCCCGCUUCCUCUGCCAUCUCUACCAUUAGAGGACAGUGUGGAUAGCAGAUGAAACAUGUCUGUGUGAGUGUGUUUUAUGUGUUGUUUUCUAUCUUUUUUUCAAUUAUUGUUCUGUUCCAUUAAGCAUGCACAUUUGAUUCACUUUAAAUGUGUGUGAGAACCUGCAUGGGCAGGUUUAAAAUCCUCUGGAGCAAAAAUCGUCUAAAGGACCAACAGUUAUGAGAAAUUAGUUCUGUUCUGAGAAGAAGUUGUGUAUGUUUAUUGUUUGAUGUUUGAUUUAUUAAACUUUAGUUUCAGCUUCAGAUUUGGUAUCACGCAUAACUCUGUAUCUUUAAGAUCCUAACUAGGUAUAGAAGAGAAGUGGAUGAAUAAGGAGUGAGCAUUUCACCCUUGUUUUGUCUGUGGCUGCCCACAACUGUGCACGAAAAUUACUACAUUUAAGCAAAAAGUUCAUAGAUUAAACCAUAUUGCCACCAGAGCGCUCUGUGUCUUACAUGGUCUUGGGAUUGAGGAUGUAGCCAGUACUGGGAAUACAGCUCUAGCAUUUGUAACAAGCUAAUAGAUACUAGGUUUUGUUUUAUUUGGAAUAUAAGGUGUGCGAUAACAUGCAGUGGUUGUUGGAAAGCAAAAGUUUGUUUGAAAUUUGCAGUAUAUUCAACUUUAAAUAGCCAAGUUAAAAUGCUAGUCUCAGUUCAGGUUUCUUAGCAUUCACCUUUCCAGGUGUAAAUGUAAAUUCCUACUCGGCAUUCUUGGGUUUUGUUUUAACUCCUACUGUGUAGUUGUCCAUGAUGUUUUAAACCCUGGCUGACAGACAUAUUGGGUCGGAUAACCUCAUGGUGCUGCUGUGGAAAAACAAAAUAUUUAGUGUUUCACUGAACUCAUUUCAAUGAACCGUUAACGAGUGAAUGAUUUAAAAUAAUGUUUUUGAUUUGCAAACCUUAGAAUAGCUAGGAUAAUCACUCAGUUUACCCCCGUUUUCCUCACAGCUCCAGAUUCCCGCCGAAUCUCAUUUUAAACGCUUUGCUGUCGGAGCGGUUAAGCGCGUGUCAGUUUAUGCGCACACCUGCUGCUUUUACGCCCGUCUCGUGUCAAACUCCAUCAAGCGCUAGGAGAUGACGGGAAAUCGGCUUUAGUCUUCAGAUCAUCAUUAAUUCAAAUAGGACGUCAAGUUGAAUAUUCCUCGCCGCUUCCGACUAGUUGUGAUUGACGAGCUGGUUAAUUCAAACCGAGGUGAUGAAAGUAGUGACGGUACAGGUGUGUUACCAGCCUUCAGCUCCGUUGCAGAUCUCGCGGGGGAUCUGUCUUUUGUUGUGUCAAUCAAAAGAUACCAAGCCUAAAAGUAACAUCCUUUGAGACCUAACCUAGAAAUUAGAUGUCUGCGGUAUAGGGCUCCCCGGAAAGUUAACAUUUAAACGGGUAGUUUAUGAGAAAAGAUACAGUCUCGCCCGUUCGCUCCCAGUAGAACUAUUAUGCGAAGUUUUCCAGGACAGCCUAUAUUUGAAAUGGUCCCUGUUUACUACUUCAUGUGAUUUUUGUUUUAUUGUCACCGAAAUUUCAGUGCACAUUAAUCCAAAGAAGAAAAAAACUUGCUCAUCAUUCAAUCCUUAUCUUGUCAUCAACUCGCCUUUUUAUGUUAGUAGUUUAUAAUGAUUUAAUGCCGUUAUAAAACCGUUCAAGUGUAAUAACAAUCCUUCAACUCCUGAUUCGAUGGGAAACGCAUACACUUUCUCGAUUACUACAAGUAAUGGGGUAUAUGCACAGAGACUUUUAAUUUCAGCCAGCCAGCCUCAGCGCUUCCGGUGAACUCUUUCCAUUAUAAAAUUGCCACGUUUAAUGUCUGAUUUCUUUAAAUAUCAGUGGUCUUCACUGCCUGAUUGAUAUACAAUAUAAAGUCGGUUUCAGACCGGAUGCACUGCGUUAAAUUAAAAUUUUCCCUGCCAUCAAAAUAUUCAAAUAUAUUUUCAAUGGAGUUUCUGCGCUAGCCCGCUGCCAAUGACGGCGUUAGCAUUUACACUGUCUAUCAUCUUGUUUUAUUCUUGAACAACUAAACGAAUGCUUAAGUCUAUUUAACUGAAUGUAUUUUAAUAACAUUACAACUUCGAUGCUUUAAAAGGAACCUUAUGAAAUUGAAAAUAGUCACAUAAACCAUUCACCGGAGGUUUAUCAUUGGCUAAAAAACACUAGCUGUGCAUAUACCCCAUUCAUAGCAUAUGUACAAUGGGUUGCGAAUACAACUUAGGUUGUCGACUUCAAGUUUGAAAUGUAAAGAUAUUUAAUUGGCAACUGUAAAUCCAGCUCUUUUAAACUCUUAAGUUGCGAGUGAACUGUUUAAAUAGCAAUGUACACAUUAUAUGGUGAGUCUCAGCAAAUUGAAAUUGCCGACAUUUACACUUUUUGCUGCUCUGUAGACACUGAUUUCACAGAAAACAUUCCGUGUUAUGAAAUUUGCUGCUUGCAUGCUUAGUCUGUGUCUGUCUGUCAUGUUGCAGUGUGUUUGUGUGAGCGUGUGAGUGUGGGCUUGUUUGAGCGACGUGUGUGGUUUGAGAUUGACAGUAAGCUUUAGAGUGAAAUGUACCAGCAUUGGCACGACACUAUGUAAACUAGUUAACUUAAAUGACAAUUAGACUAGCUCAUCAUAGCUUAGUGAAAAUAUUUAAGGCAUUUGAUUAUUUGAAAAUAUUAUUUAUGAUAUUUGGUGUAAACGCAUAUUGUUCCUUCCUAUGGCCUUAAAAACUUCAUCAUUAUUUCUUUUGAAGUGUAUUUGUUGCUCAUUGUGUUUGUAUUUAGCCAACUUAACCUAAGCCUAAGAGGACAAGAAAGAAAAACUAUUUUUUUAAGGUUUUGGGUUUAUUUAAACAGCUUCACCCCUGAAUUAAUUGUUUUAUGUCUUAGGACUUUUUUAAAUGUCUGAUAUCAUUAAAUUAAAUAAAGACCCAUUGAAUUCA